Molecule: messenger RNA, 974 nt
Organism: Mya arenaria
Lineage: Eukaryota; Metazoa; Mollusca; Bivalvia; Myida; Myidae
Exons: 3
Coding region: 42-464 (140 amino acids)
Source: RefSeq, a predicted model, not a curated record
CAAACCACAAAAUAUAUCUGGACAGCGUUGCCACUACAGUAAUGGUGAAUGACAAAGAGGUGAAUGUGCGGACCAUUACGGUGGAGGACCGUACUGGGAAGGUGAAAGUCAGCCUGUGGCGCAACAUUGCAGCAGAGCCUGUGGUUUUGGGGGAUGUUGUUGCCAUCACCAAUAUUGUUGUCAACAGCAAGAGAUAUAACAAUGAGGAAUCCCUGUCGUCCACACAAUUUACAAAGAUAGAGGUUACUGACAUGCCAAACACCGAGAUGACGGCCACCAUUCUAGGACUUGACCUGGGUGAUGUGGAAUCCCAGUUACUCACAGAACAGGAUGGAAUCUUCAAUGUAUCAAACGAAGUGCUAGUUGCAGCCUUUCAGUGUCAGUUGGAAGACAUUACAGCCAAACUACCAAAAACACUGAAUUUCAUAGCCAAAGGACAGUCUGUGGUCACCUUUAAUGAGUGAAAAAUCAUGUUCAAAGUUUAUAGUUUAGAGAUGUUUACUUUUCAUACACUGGAGCAUGACAGUCUGUGGUCACCUUUAAUGAGUGAAAAAUCAUGUUCAAAGUUUAUAGUUUAGAGAUGUUUACUUUUCAUACACUGGAGCAUGACAGUCUGUGGUCACCUUUAAUGAGUGAAAAAUCAUGUUCAUAGUUUAUAGUUUAGAGAUGUUUACUUUUCAUACACUGGAUCAUUCAUAGUGUUGCCUGUUAUAUCAUUCCAUCACCAAGAAUUACCAAACUUGCUAGCUCUUGACCUGGGUGGUGUGGAAUCAAGCUUAGUCACAGAACAGGAUGGAAUCUUCACUAAAUCGAACGAGGAUCUAGUUAUCACCUAGGAUUACCAAACUUAGUGUGAGGAUGCAUAUAUUGAAUGCAGCGUUCCACUUUCAUCAGUUUCAUGUCCUUCUGACGUUGACCUUUACAUUUGAUCUUCAUUAUUUAGAGUAAUAUUCUUGAUGAAAAUUCACUUUAAA